Labeo rohita (rohu) is the source of this 3603-nucleotide messenger RNA. Its product is annotated as gastrula zinc finger protein XlCGF57.1. Gene Ontology annotation, molecular function: DNA-binding transcription factor activity, RNA polymerase II-specific; RNA polymerase II transcription regulatory region sequence-specific DNA binding. The record is from RefSeq and is a predicted model, not a curated record. The coding region runs from base 145 to 1437 and encodes 430 amino acids. Gene Ontology annotation, biological process: regulation of transcription by RNA polymerase II. Lineage: Eukaryota; Metazoa; Chordata; Actinopteri; Cypriniformes; Cyprinidae. Gene Ontology annotation, cellular component: nucleus. The transcript has 2 exons.
UAGGUGGCGGAAAAGGGUCUUUUAUUUUUCCUCUAAACUGUCAAAAACACAAGAAGAAAAACGGAGACGCGGUUCGAUCUGCGGUUUCAAAACAAAUGAUUUGCGACGUUUUCAAAGCAUCACGAAUCGUUUACAAGUGAAGACAUGCAUUCAGAGCAGCAGGAAGAACAGAAACCUGUAAAGAUCGAGAUUAUUGAAGAUUACAGUGAGAACACGAGUGUUCCAGAAACCUUCAGAGUGAAGCAAGAAGAUGCUGAAGAAGAAACAGACCUGUUAGAAGAGAAUGAGGAAAGUGAAGAGCUGAAUAAAGGGGAGAAGAAUCAUUAUGUCCAAACUGGAGAAAAAUCUUUGAGUGUCUCACAGACUGAAAGUGAAUUUGUACUCAGAAAAAGAGCCGACAAAAUCUUCACUUGCCCCCAGUGUGGAAAAUCAUUUCCGUACAAAAAAAGUCUCAAAGAUCACUUGGGAAUUCAUACUGGAGAGAAACCUUUCACCUGUGAUCAAUGUGAGAAGAGUUUUACGUUAAAAAGAAACCUUAACGAACACAUGAAAAUCCACAACGGAGAGAAGCCGCACACAUGCGAUCAGUGCGAGAAGAGAUUCACACAAAAAAUACACCUUAGGGAACACAUGAAAAUCCACACUGGAGAGAAGCCGCACUCGUGCGAUCAAUGUGGGAAGAGUUUCACACGAAAAGCAACGCUUACGGAUCACAUGAGAAUCCACACUGGAGAGCUGCUGCACAAAUGUGGUCAAUGCGGGAAGAGUUUUGUUCAAGCAGUCAGUCUUAAAUCACAUCUGCGUUCUCAUUCUGGAGAAAGACCGUUUAAGUGUAAUCAUUGUGACAAAAGGUUUUUUUGGGCAGAAUCCCUGAAGAAACACCUGAGCGUUCACAUACAGGAGAAGCCUCACGUGUGUUCCUUGUGUGGAAAGAGUUUUUCACGACUGGACACUUUUAAAAUACAUGAGAAACGACACGGUAGUGUGAAGGAUCAUGUGUGCUUUGUUUGUGGAAAGUCCUUUUUUACAGAUGAUCAGCUGAAGCUGCACCAGAGGAUUCACACUGGAGAAAAACCUUUCAAGUGUUCACAGUGUGACAAGGGAUUCAGUCGGGUAGAAUCUCUGAAAACGCAUGAGAAGAUCCACACUGGAGAGAAACCGCACAUGUGCGAUCAGUGCGGAAAGCGUUUCACUCUAAUAGGAAAUCUUAAGGAACACAUGAAGAUCCACACCGGAGAGAAGCCGCACAAAUGUGAUCAGUGUGGGAGGAGUUUCACAUUAAAAGGAAACCUUAAGGAACACAUGAAAAUCCACACUGGAGAGAAGCCACACAUGUGUUCUUCAUGUGGAAAACGUUUUACAUGGCUGCACGCUUUAAAAGUGCACCAGAAGGUACAUACAAGUGUGAAAAGACCUUUGCUAAAGCUGAAAAAUUAAAAUGUCUCCAGAUUCACACUGGAGAAAAGUGGUUUCUCCCAAGGUUCUUUCUCCAUUUCUGUCACAGAUGGAAUUUUGAUUCCUUGGCUUGCUUAGUUGAGAACACUUAAUUUAUGGCAGUAUUGUUGACUUGAUUGCACAGACACUAUUUGUAUCUGAAAUCGACGAUGACAUCACUGGAUCAAUUAAUGAACUGACUUUAGCUGAAAAAAAUGUGUUUACUAUUGUCCUCCUGCCUAACCAACACGAUAAUCUUUUGUUUAUCACCGUAAAGCUGCUUUAACACAAUCUAUAAAGUUGUAUCUGUAGGCAUCACUAGUAGUGUCCUUAAAUACAGUUUUUGUUCAGAUCCAGCACUUUCAAGUGCAACUUUGUAUCAUCAAGAACAGCAGUGUUGAGACUGAAAUUAACUUGAGUUCCUUUGAAAAGAACAAUAUUUAAACAUAUUUCAUGUUUAAAAUGUGUCAGUUAAUGUAAUGUCAUUUAUUAAACAAAAUGCAUGUCUAAUAUAUAUAUAUAUAUAUAUAUAUCUAUUUAUAUUUUAUUAAACCUUUAUUGAUAGUCUAAACAUUUGAAAAAUAUCAGUUUAUGCACAGGUUUUCUAUAUUAAAAAGGGGAAUUAAUCAUGUUUAUGGAUGUGACAGAAAAAUAUUGAGAGACUACAUUGUAGGAUUUCUGCGAAUUAAAAUGCACAAACCAGACGCAGUAAUACCCAACAAAUAGAGAAGUGAUGGCUCUUCACAGAACAUAUAAUUGUUACUUUAUUUUAAUUUUGAUGUGUCUAUUUAUGAGGGAUAUGUACUGUUAUGGAUAUGACAAGCCUAAUAAAUAGCACUUAGCAGACUAUGAAAAAUCAUGCACCAAAAAAAAAAAAAAAAAAAACUUUAAGAGAGACUACAUGGAUAUUUGAACCACCAAAUGUUGACAUCUGUGCUAUCAGUGUAGUAAAAACAUGUACAAACUAUAACUCUUUUAAGAGAGACAUGUCUCUGAUAUUUAUUUCUGAUAUUUAUUUUAACUUAUCCUUUAUCAUUGUGCUUAGAAUAUCUAGUCAAUCUUCCACGUUUUUACAAAGUGCAGAUGUUAAGAUAAACUGCAAUUUAGCUUUGCAACUGGAUGCUUAUUUGUUUUCACUUUUAUUUAAUUUUAUAUUCGUUUACCAUAGGGGUGAAGAGAUGAAGCCUUGUGAAACACUGAAGCUUUUCAGCCAAGUGGUUCACAGAAGGGUUCAUUUUUCAAGGCUUCAUUUGCUCACAAAACCACCUGGUGGUCAAAGAGAGUAGAACAAGCAGAUACAUUACAGGUGACCUGAUGUGAUCUGUGAUACACUGCAUUUUGUGCAAGUUUAGGCUUAGAAAUAACAAAAAGUAAAAAAAUCAAUUUCCACAUUGACUAAUUUAUUUAUAUGAAUAUAAUGUGUAUUUUCUGGUGGUAUAAAAUGAUUGAUAACACAACUGUGUAAUAAACGUAUUAGCUUGAAAGUAAUGGGGCUAUCAAAUGUGUGUAAAUCAAGUUUUUGCUCAUAAUAGAUGGGAGGAGCAAUAUUAUUAGUCUAAAACUGGAAAGUGUCUGAGUUUAACUGGGCAGAGGACUGAAUUUGCAAGAUUCAAAUUCUUUCUGAACCAUUUAGGUAGAAACGAGACUUCGGACGUCAUCAAUGACAUCAUUGUCAAACAAUAAAACAACACAAGCCUCGAUACUUCACUGAAAGCUUCCAGGAUUUCUCAAUGCACUCCAAAGCUUUGGCACAGAAUGUAACAUCACUAGUUUACCAGCAUUGACUAGUUACUCAUUUUACACUGGUGGCUGUAAAGCUUCUACUACUUCUACUACUAUGGACACGAGCCAGCACCAUCCUGAUCCCACUGGAUCCAUCUUGGGAUGGACUAGACUGUUACUCAAUGUGGGUUGAAUGUUGGCACAAAAUCCUGUAUCCCAAGACUGGUGGUCUUAUUGGGCUAUCCCUAGUCCUCCAUUCCCAGUGUUUGAUUCACUGCUGUUUUGUAGUGAUUUUUUUUUUUUUUUUUUUUUGCUAUUUUUGUAGUACAUAAGUAGUUUAGCAUCCAAAUGUUACAUUGUAAAUAUGAAAACUUUGGACUGUAUGAGAGAUGAACAAACCCAACAUCGGUGUAGCAGCCAGGUUGAAAAUAAAGGAUUUAGCUCAUC